AUGAAAAUCCCAUUACUUCCAUUUGGAUUUUUUGGUACUUCAAAUUCGUCUAAUACGGUACCAAAAGAUCAACCUAUCGACAUUAUAAUUCAUGAAAAUAAACCAAAAGCUUAUUAUGUUGGUGGUAUAAUGCCUAAUAUAAAACUUUCAACGGUACGCAAUAUGCUCGAAAACAAAGAAGAAAUCUAUAUGGGGGAGAAUAUGAAUUUUCUAUCUAAAAAUAAUAUAAAUAAUAUUGAAAAGAUAAUUCCUAUUAAAGAAGAAAAAGCUUUUAUAGUUUCUGAUAUAAUUUUUAGCGAUGGGCAAAUCCAUAUUCUAAAAGAUGCUAAUAAAGUAAGUUUAUCCCAAUUUGUUAAUAAACAUAAACUUCUUUAUGGAUGUUGCAUUACACGCGAAGACAUUAUUGAAAGAGUUCCUAAAAAACGAGCAUUUAACCUUAAAGAAGGAAACACUGUUAUAAUAAAUAAUACGUCUUAUAAAGGUCUGGAGCGAGAUACAAUGAAAUGUAAAGAGAGAAUUGAACAAAUGUUUGCUCGAAGUUUUAUUAUAAAUGGCAAUGUCAGCGUUCCUUUACCCUGGGCUCUUACUUCAUUAGAUCUCGGUAGUCAUAUUAAAAAUUCUAAAGAAGAGAAACUAGAUAUAGAAGAAUCAUAUGAGUACACAUAUGUAAAUGCUGCCAAGUGUAGUAUAUCCAUUUCACAUAAUGAUAUUGAACCAACGAGUGAAUUUAUAGAUGCGAUUGAUAGUGCGCUGAAACAAAACACAGAUGAAGAAAAAUUGAAAGAAAUUAAAAAAAUAUCACAAGAAUUUGGAUUUAUUUUUCCAAUGUACAUAGAAUUUGGUGGUAAAAUCCAAAGUAGAAUUGAAUCACACAGCAAAAGAUUUUCUGAUUUCAAGGAAAAAACAGUUGGAGGAGGCAUUCAAAACACCUCAUUAACAUAUAACUCUAAAAAAGGAACAUCAAGUUCAAAAUUUUAUGCUAACGAUAGUUUUAGAGUAGUUGGUGGUGAUGAGACAAUCGUGUCAGAUGACAAUAAUGGCAGUGAAUCCCAAAAGAAGUGGCUAAAAACUUUGGAUCAUUGUGACAAAUGGCAACCUAUUAAUUAUUCAGAGAUCAUAUCAGUUUACGAAUUAUUAGAUAGUAAGAAACGAGUGAAGUUGCUUGAAUUGCUUGGGAAAGUGGUGCUCCAUUCUGGUACAAACGAAAUAGAAUUUAAUAACAAGAACAUAAUAGAGCCCAAAAAAUUACAAAUAGAUAUUCCAGAAAAUAUCCUCGAUAAUAUGGAAAAUAACCAUGUAUAUGCAACAGUUUAUAAUACUGAAUGCAUUAAUGAAAUUUUUUCUGUCCAUGUAGUUUACUAUCCUAACAAAAGCUCCAAUUUAAUAUUAAAUUGUGUCAAAACAAAGAAAGAAAAAGAAUUAUUGUCGAAAAAAGAUUUUAAACAUAUUGUAAAAGUUUCAUGGAUCAUUGUCGGAUCUCAGAAUGUAAAACGAGAUCUUCCCAAAGAAAUUGUGCGCCUCAAUCAUAAUAUGUGCUGUCUCGGAAUUUGUGCAUUCAGAUGUCAGGACACGGACGAUUAUGAAUCCACAAUUGCCGCUGGGCUCCACCUUUGUCGAGUUGACGGACAGAAAUGGGAACCAUGUACUUAUAUAUUUGAUAUAGCAAAAGUUCACUUAAGCAAUAUUAACGCUAUACAAGAAUAUGAAAUGAAAUGGGAAGAAGAUAAGAAUUCAACAUAUAAAGGCGAAGAAUGGGAUAAAUUUUCUAGGGAAGGAAAUCUAUUUUUAGGGCUUUUAUAUAAAAAAUACCAUUCAGACUGUUCUCCUGUAUUUGUAAAUGUUAACACCAGAUAUCCUAUGAUGCGUUCAUUGAAAAAAACAGACGAUGUAGCAGUAGUUGGGCGAGUUCAUGAUUAUGCUGUGUAUAUUCAUGGCUCCAAUGGUUGGUGGAUUAUUAAUUUCAACGGUGACAGAAUAGCAACUACGGAUGAGUUGAUUAUGAGCAAUGAAUCUAAUUUUUGG
Messenger RNA from Cetraspora pellucida, 2022 nucleotides. The record is from the annotation of a GenBank genome assembly. Lineage: Eukaryota; Fungi; Glomeromycota; Glomeromycetes; Diversisporales; Gigasporaceae.